AUGGCGCUCAACACAUCCCCCCGCAAGGUUAUACCGCUCUCCACUGGUGAAGAGACGCGUUCCCGUUGCGAGUCGUUGGCCCCCGGCUUUACCAAGCGCGUGUUUUUCUAUAUUCAAGACCUUGUGCUCUCCUUCGGCGCCACAGUGGCUUCCGGUGCAGAUCUAGCGUCUGUGUCUGAACUUAAUCCAGACAACUCAGAACGUCCGGCACAGAGGAAACGAGCACUAACCAACACUUCCGCACUGACUUCCAGCAUCAACGAGCUGGUGGAGACAGAACGCUCAUAUGUGAAGCGACUUCGGUCUCUGAAAUACGACUAUGCGGACCCCCUUCGCAAUUUCGCUCGAACCAAGAGCACUGCAAUCAUCCCUCCUUACGAGGCAAAGACACUCUUCGGCAACGUCGACAACCUGCUUCCCGUCAAUGAAGCGUUCUUGACAGACCUAGAGAAGAUGCUCGGGCCCAACGGCGAAAGGAUGGUUGGCGGUGUCGGGGACGUUGCGCUCCGUCAUUUCAAGGAGUUGCGAGGGUUUGAACAGUACAAGCAGUACUACGUCAAACGUGAGGAGGCGCAGCGGAUCUUUGAACACGAGAUGAACAGAAAGUCGUCACCGUUUGCCGCUUAUAUCGAUCGUAUCAAAUAUCAAGCCUCAGAGUCCAGAAACCGCGUUGGCCUCCGUGAACUCCUCAUUAACCCGGUCCAACGAAUACCUCAAUAUACGCUGAUGUUCCGGACCAUGAUGAAGCAUAUGGCUUCAGAUGACCCACAACGCGCUAAACUCCUCGAAGCAGACGAACUCGCCAGCAAGAUUGCUUUAGCUGAGCUCGACGAAGAAACCAAACGUGCCGCAAUUUUCCACUGCCUCGGUGCAGCUAUCGACGGGUUUCCCGCUGACCUACGUUCAAGCUCGAGGCGAUUCGUAGACUGCAUCGACGUCGAGGACAUUAUUUCCGAAGCUCCCUCGUCAUCUUCAGCCUCGGUCAACAGUGCAUCCUCGUAUUCCCUCAAUUGUACUCUUUUCUUGUUCGAUGAUAAACUCGUCAUCGUCAAGAGGCCCGGAAAUAGCGACAAAAGCGGACGCGUGCUCGCAGGUUUGGACGAACUGGACAAGUUGACCAAGGGAGCCGGAAUUCAUCUCAAGAAGAAGACUGGGAUGUCCUUCAAAGGUGUUGUUGAUGUCACUGAGGUCGUCGCAACCGACAUAGGUGGUUCAGAUUUGAAUGUUUACCUGGAGAAUCCUCCUUCCAUGGAUGAGAAGGACCGCGAGCGCUGGACAGGACGGCCGUUCCGCUCCUAUACUGUUGUGCAAUCAGGCAGUUUUAGCUCUAGCCAAGCUGAGACGGACAAGCAGCGCUUCCUGGAAAACUUGUGGAAGGUCCAAGCAACAUAUCGUGCUCGAGCCGGGCAGUCUGUUGUGCUUCGUGCAGAUGAGAUGGAAGUGGAGUCUAAGGGAAGCCGAGUCACUGUUGCUCGCACAUACUAUAACGUGUACCAACGAACAGCGUUUCUUCAGGAACCGAAGAAGACCAAAAUCGUUGUCCACAUCGAUGCACAUGGUUCUGCAGACAAGAUUCCUUUUGGUAUGGGGAGCCCACCGUUUGGCGUCAUUCGUCUCCAACCCUUGGCUGGUGGUUUGUGUCGUUAUAAAGUCACAUCAAGCGACCCAAGUGAUCCCGGAGAGGAAGACAUUGUCCAGACUGCCCGUGUCCCGGCCCGCAUCGUGCUAACCAUCCAUCAGUUUGGUUUAUUCGAGUUCCGCACUGGCCGAAACUCCCUGCCGGCGACUCCCACCUCUCGCUCCAAAGGCGCCAUGUUCAGUUUAGAUGCCAUUUCGAAAAAUCUCUUCAAUGCCAGGCCUGGCUCGGCUAUGGGUGAUUUCUUUGGAGGGACUGUCAGCAGUCACCGACGGACCAAGUCUUCUGUUAGUCGGUCAUCGACUUACAGCCAGACGACAGCAUCUGGAAGUCUGACAAGGUUUUCACGAAGGUCGAAUUCGACUGCAACAACCGUGGAUGACGACUCGUGCGGGACGCGAUCUUCUUCACGGUCGCGAAACGUCCUGAGGAAGCUGAGCAGGUCACCCGGCGGAACACCCGAGCCGGAAAGUCGGCCGCCGAGUCGUGCAUUUUCUCGUUCCGGCUCACGGAGCAGCUCGCGGGCAACGUCGCGGGAACGGGACGGCAUGGAUUACAGUGAUGACGAUGACGGCACGAUUCUUGAUCACGUGCGGGAGAUGGACCCCACUGAGCGUGAUCUUGCGUUCCAGCUUGCUUUGGCUCGGAAGAAUAGCCAGAACCAGCAUGGCAGGUCGCUUCCUGCUGUGCCUCUGCAAAAUCCGUCGGAAGAGACGAUUUACGAAGAUGAUCAACCCCCCGCCCCCCUCCUGCGACCUUCCAAAGACGCAACACCACGACCAGAUUCCUCUCACUCCAACCGAAUAGACUCCCCGCCUCGCCAGGGUAGAUCACACUCAAUAGAACGGCGACCCUUAGGUCCUCGAAGUCCGUCUCCGCUUCCACCAGUGAACCCACCAGAGCUGCGGUCCAUGGAUCAAGACCUGGCUAUAGAAAAUACAGGGAAGCUUCAGCGUUCAGCCCCGGUCCGCGCGACUGGUAUCCCACGGAGUAAACGACAACCUUUGUUCCCCGCUGGCAAUAUAGACGCUACUCCGAAACCUUUGGGUGGAACGGGUAGUGCUGGCUUCAUCGAACCACUGUCCAUCAAGAAGAAAACCUCCGUGCAUAGCUCGGAGUCGGUCACGGACAGGAAACCACCUCGAAACUCCCCGUUAUCCAGAGCGAAGACAGUCGAUUCUCCGCGAAGGGUGUCCCCUCAGGUCCGCGCAACACGAGCUAUUUCAAUGCGCAACAGUCCUGCCAAGAGCGAUGGGCCGCAUCGAUUGGUGCAACUCUCGCAAAUGACUAAAGAAGAUGUCGACUCAUCCCACCGUGCUCUCAAACGCAUAAAGCUUGAGAUUGAAACCCUCGCAACUGAUCCACUUCCAGAAGAAAUCAUACGACCGUCGUCACCGAGCAAAGCACUGCGCACUCCCCAGCGCGCUGGUGCGGCACCAAUGACUCAGGCAGCGAUUGACCGAUUGGAAGAAAUGCGGCAACUGAUUGGUCAGAGAAACGACGGAGGAACACCACGUCGUCCACUGAGCAUGGCGGUUGGGACACCCACCCGCAAUACCAACUCGAUCAGGUCAACAGACGAUGUCCGUCGCAAUCUCAGUGUUUUGGCGGGUGAUGCGGAAGGUAACCUGGCACGAGCCGCUUCCAACCAUGAUUCACUACAGAGUGGUAUCCAGCAGCUGGCCGACGACCUAAAGGAUAAAUCAGCCGAAUUGGAGAGAACUCGUCUGGAUCUCCAAAACUCACGACGUCAGUGCGAGCUCGUCAAGAGCUUGCUAGAUGACGCGACUGCGGAGAAGGAGAUCAUGUAUGAGGCCUUCAACGAGGAGUUGGAGGGCAUGUACAAUGACGCAAAUCUCCCGGAUGACGAGGCAUGGGCGUCAAUGUCGGACGAUCUCCGGAAGACCAAAGAGGGGCGGAAUGCCCUGAGUAAAGAAAACUCGCAACUGAAGAGGCGAUUAGCUGAACUUGAGUUACAACAAGAAGAGUGGCGUUCGUUAUUGAAGGCUCACGGCCUCAUCCCCUGA
This is a messenger RNA of Mycena indigotica, 3663 nucleotides long. RefSeq names its product DH domain-containing protein. NCBI's taxonomy places the organism in Eukaryota, Fungi, Basidiomycota, Agaricomycetes, Agaricales, Mycenaceae. The record is from RefSeq and is a predicted model, not a curated record. Gene Ontology annotation, molecular function: guanyl-nucleotide exchange factor activity. The coding region runs from base 1 to 3663 and encodes 1220 amino acids. The transcript is spliced from 14 exons.